Molecule: messenger RNA, 3211 nt
Organism: Closterium sp. Naga37s-1
Lineage: Eukaryota; Viridiplantae; Streptophyta; Zygnematophyceae; Desmidiales; Closteriaceae
Source: the annotation of a GenBank genome assembly
AUGUUUCGCUUUUCCUUUACAUUAUACCAUUACCCACCCCUCUACCAGAUUCUAACCUUUUGGAUCUAUGUAAUUCCCUAUUCUCCCUCUUUCCAUCACCCCGCCCAAUUCUCCCUCUUUCCAUCACCCCGCCCAAUUCUCCCUCUUUCCAUCAUCCAGCCCCAUUCUCCCUCUUUCCAUCACCCUGCCCCAUUCUCCCUCUUUCCAUCACCCAGCCCCAUUCUCCCGCUUUCCAUCACCCCGCCCCAUUCUCCCGCUUUCCAUCACCCUGCCCCAUUCUCCCGUUUUUUAUCACCCAGCCUCAUUCUCCCUCUUUCCAUCACCCAGCCCCAUUCUCCCUCUUUCCACCCCGCCCCAUUCUCCCGCUUUCCAUCUCCCCGCCCCAUUCUCCCUCAUUCCAUCACCUCGCCCUAUUCUCCUGCUUUCCAUCACUCCGCCCCAUCCCUCUUUCCAUCACACCGCCCCAUCCAUCACCCCGCACCAUUCUCCCUCUUGCCAUCACUCCGCCCCAUUCUCCCUCUUUCCAUCACCCCGCCCCAUUCUCCCUCUUUCCAUCACCCCGCGCCAUUCUCCCGCUUUCCAUCACCCCGCCCCAUUUUCCCGCUUUCCAUCACCCCGCCCCAUUCUCUUGCUUUCCAUCACCCUGCCCCAUUCUCCCGCUUUCCAUCACCCGGUCCCAUUCUCCCUCUUUCCAUCACCCCGCCCUAUUCUCCCUCUUUCCAUUUAUCACCCAGCCCAUUUCUCCCUCUUUCCAUCACCCCGCCUCAUUCUCCCUCUUUCCAUCACCCCGCCCAAUUCUCCCUCUUUCCAUCACCCCGCCCAAUUCUCCCUCUUUCCAUCAUCCAGCCCCAUUCUCCCUCUUUCCAUCACCCUGCCCCAUUCUCCCUCUUUCCAUCACCCAGCCCCAUUCUCCCGCUUUCCAUCACCCCGCCCCAUUCUCCCGCUUUCCAUCACCCUGCCCCAUUCUCCCGUUUUUUAUCACCCAGCCUCAUUCUCCCUCUUUCCAUCACCCAGCCCCAUUCUCCCUCUUUCCACCCCGCCCCAUUCUCCCGCUUUCCAUCUCCCCGCCCCAUUCUCCCUCAUUCCAUCACCUCGCCCUAUUCUCCUGCUUUCCAUCACUCCGCCCCAUCCCUCUUUCCAUCACACCGCCCCAUCCAUCACCCCGCACCAUUCUCCCUCUUGCCAUCACUCCGCCCCAUUCUCCCUCUUUCCAUCACCCCGCCCCAUUCUCCCUCUUUCCAUCACCCCGCGCCAUUCUCCCGCUUUCCAUCACCCCGCCCCAUUUUCCCGCUUUCCAUCACCCCGCCCCAUUCUCUUGCUUUCCAUCACCCUGCCCCAUUCUCCCGCUUUCCAUCACCCGGUCCCAUUCUCCCUCUUUCCAUCACCCCGCCCUAUUCUCCCUCUUUCCAUUUAUCACCCAGCCCAUUUCUCCCUCUUUCCAUCACCCCGCCUCAUUCUCCCUCUUUCCAUCACCCCGCCCUAUUUUCCCUCUUUCCAUCACCCCGCCCCAUUCUCCCGCUUUCCAUCACCCCGCCCCAUUCUCCCCCUUUCCAUCACCCCGCCCUGUUCUCCCGCUUUCCAUCACCCCGCCCCGUUCUCCCGCUUUCCAUCACCCCGACCCGUUCUCCCGCUUUCCAUCACCCCGACCCGUUCUCCCGCUUUCCAUCACCCCGCCCUGUUCUCCCGCUUUCCAUCACCUCGCCCCAUUCUCCCGCUUUCCAUCACCCCGCCGCGAACUCCCGCUUUCCAUCACCCCGCCCCAUUCUCCCUCUUUACAUCAUCCGGCCCCAUUCUCCCUCUUUCCAUCACCCAGCCCCAUUCUCCCGCUUUCCAUCACGCCGCCCCAUUCUCCCUCUUUACAUCACCCCGCCCCAUUCUCCCUCUUUCCAUCACCCAGCCCCAUUCUCUCGCUUCCCAUCACCCCGCCCCAUUCUCCCUCUUUCCAUCACCCCGCCCCAUUCUCCCUCUUUCGAUCACCUCGCCCCAUUCUCCCGCUUUCCAUCGCCCCGCCCAAUUCUUCCGCUUUCCAUCACCCCGCCCCAUUCUCCCUCUAACCAUCACCCCGCCCCAUUCUCCCGAUUUCCAUCACCCCGCCCCAUUCUCCCGCUUUCCAUCGCCCCGCCCCAUUCUCCCGCUUUCCAUCGUCCCGCCCCAUUCUCCCACUUUCCAUCACCCCGCCCCAUUCUCCCUCUUUCCAUCACCCUGCCCCAUUCUCCCUCCUUCUAUCGCCCCGCCCCAUUCUCCCUCUUUCCAUCGCCCAGCCGCAUUCUCCCUCUUUCCAUCGCCCCGCCCCAUUCUCCUUUUUUCCAUCGCCCCUCCCCAUUCUCCAGCUUUCCGUCACCCUGCCCCAUUCUCCCUCUUUCAAUUGCCCCGCCCCGUUCUCCCGCUUUCCAUCGCCCCGCCCCGUUCUCCCGCUUUCCAUCACGUGCCCCAUUCUCCCGAUUUCCAUCACCCCACCCCAUUCUCCCGCAUUCCAUCACCCCGCAUCAUUCUUCCGCUUUCCAUCACACCGCCCCAUUUUCCCGCUUCCCAUCACCCCGCCCCAUUCUCCCUCUUUCCAUCGCCCCGCCCCAUUCUCCCGCUUUCUAUCUCCCCGCCCCAUUCUCCCGCUUUCCAUCACCCCGCCCCAUUCUCCUGCUUUCCAUCACCCCGCCCCAUUCUCCCGCUUUCAAUCACCCCGCCCCAUUCUCCCGCUUUCGAUCACCCCGCCCCAUUCUCCCGCUUUCCAUCACCCCGCCCCAUUCUCCCGCUUUCCAUCGCCCCGCCCCAUUCUCCCGCUUUCCAUCGCCCCGCCCCAAUCUCCCGCUUUCCAUCACCCCGCCCCAUUCUCCCUCUUUCCAUCACCCCGCCCCAUUCUGCCUCUUCCCAUCGCCCCGCCCCAUUCUCCCUCUUUCCAUCACCCCGCCCCAUUCCCCCGCUUUCCAUCACCCUGCCUCAUUCUCCCUCUUUCCAUCGCCCCGCCCCAUUCUCCCGCUUUCCAUCGCCCCGCCCCAUUCUCCCUCUUUCCAUCACCCAGCCCCAUUCUCCCUCUUUCCAUCACCUUGCCCCAUUCUCCCUCUUUCCAUCACCCAGCCCCAUUCUCCCUCUUUCCAUCACCCCGCCCCAUUCUCCCUCUUUCCAUCACCCCGCCCCAUUCUCCCGCUUUCCAUCACCCCGCCCCAUUCUCCCGCUUUCCAUCACCCCGCCUCAUUCUCCCUCUUUCCAUCGCCCU